AUGUCUGGAAAGCUUGACCAGUCUCUCGACGAGAUUCUCUCGACCCAACGUCGCUCUGCCGGCGGACCCGGCCGUCGCUCUCAGCGUCGAUCCAUCGGUGGUCGCCCUGCGGCCGCUGCCCCAGUCGGCGGUGUUCAGAAGACAUCGCGACCUGCGCGCGGCGCCGCCGCCAACAAGCCUAACGCCGCCAAGCCCGCGCAAGGCUCUGGUGAUAGCAAGGUCAUCGUGAGCAACCUGCCCAAGGAUGUCAACGAGCAACAGAUCAAGCCGGCGUCGUAG
Messenger RNA from Colletotrichum fioriniae, 279 nucleotides. Lineage: Eukaryota; Fungi; Ascomycota; Sordariomycetes; Glomerellales; Glomerellaceae. The record is from RefSeq and is a predicted model, not a curated record.